CUCUGCUACUGAGAGGAGUAAAUGAGAGGAGUAACUGAGAGACACUCUCCCCCCUGAUUGCAGAAUGGUCUGUGCCCUGUGGCAGAGCUGGAAGUGACCAAGUGUUGGUGUUUCCCUCAGGUACCCACCAUGUACACCCUGCUGUCUGGCCUGUAUAAGUACAUGUUUCAGAAGGACGAGUACUGCAUCCUCAUCCUGGGCCUCGACAAUGCUGGCAAAACGACCUUUCUGGAACAGACAAAAAUCCAGUUCAGCCGUAACUACAAGGGAAUGAACCUGUCCAAGAUCACAACCACAGUUGGGCUAAACAUUGGUACCAUUGAUGUUGGGAAGGUGCGGCUGAUGUUCUGGGACCUGGGGGGGCAGGAGGAGCUGCAGUCACUGUGGGAUAAGUAUUAUGCAGAGUCCCAUGGGGUGAUCUACGUUAUUGAUUCCACAGAUGAAACACGCCUCUCAGAAUCUAAGCACGCCUUUGAGCGGAUGAUCAGCAGCGAAUCCUUGGAAGGAGUUCCCAUCCUGGUUCUGGCUAACAAGCAGGAUGUGGAGGGCUGUCUCUCCAUUCCCGAUGUAAAGACUGCCUUCAGUGAUUGCAUUAACAAGAUUGGUAAGAGGGACUGCCUGACCCAGGCCUGCUCAGCGCUCUCGGGGACAGGGCUUAAUGAGGGGGUGGAAUGGAUGGUUAAAUGUGUCGUGAGGAAUAUUCACCGCCCCCCGCGGCAGAAAGACAUCACAUAGGAUUAUGCCUUGUGACUAGAGGAACGAGCUGUGCUGGGCCGGCUGGUUAUAAGGACCUAAAUGUGGCACACCUUCAUUAUAAACUGAUGGACUGUAUUCUUAUGGGAAGUGCUUGGGUGCAGGCUGAUCCUUGUGUGUAUUUACUUUAUAUGACUCCUGCUAGUCUGUAACCGUAAAGAUCAGUGCUGACAGUUUGAUUGUGCAGCCAGUGGGAUGGGCAGAGAACGUGCUUAUAUUUUUCCCAGAGCAGUGUUUAUUUAUCUGACUGAUGUACAAAUUGGGGGCCUGUGCUGUUUCAUCUAUUGUUCCAUCCCACUAGGGAUGCAGGGAGUUGCAGUUUAGCCACCACUGAAGGGCCUGCAGGUGUACAUGUAGAAUAGACAGCUUCCGAUUAACCUCCAUUUUGCCCAGGUCUGUAUUGGUAAGAUAGCAAAGCCAAUCCUCAGUUUUGCCUCUUUCAGUAGCCCCAGUGUUUCAGCUAUGACCAGUUGCCUCAUGUAUUCACCCUCAAAUGACUGGUCUCCCCUAAAUCUUUCCCAUCCCUCCCUGCUGGCUGUAGGGCUUAGCAUAUCAUCUCCUUGUACAGUUUCUGCUGAGAAGCUCAUUCUCAGGAAAGCCCUUCUGGUUCUCCUUGCAAUAUAUAAAGGGACUCCAAGGCCUCCCCUUAUUUAGUAACACUCUUUGUAUUAUCCCACACGUUGCUUCCCACGCUGCAUUCUGUUCAUGGGCAACUGGUGGCACUGUGUCUUUACGUGUGCCUGAUACAAUUUGUCGUUCUCAAAAAUAAAAUAUGAGAAGAGUUCUAGUCA
Molecule: messenger RNA, 1544 nt
Organism: Xenopus laevis (African clawed frog)
Lineage: Eukaryota; Metazoa; Chordata; Amphibia; Anura; Pipidae
Gene: arfrp1.S
Product: ADP ribosylation factor related protein 1 S homeolog
Exons: 7
Coding region: 130-735 (201 amino acids)
Biological process (GO): Golgi to plasma membrane protein transport; protein localization to Golgi apparatus; intracellular protein transport
Cellular component (GO): Golgi apparatus; membrane
Molecular function (GO): GTPase activity; GTP binding
Source: RefSeq, a predicted model, not a curated record